GAGACAAAAUGUAACGUAAUGCAACGUAACUGAUAACUCAUAAAGAGUGGUUGAACUGGACAAAUCAAAUGGCAUAUUUUUUACAACAACAUCAUCACCCAAAAAUAAGAAUAAUUGUCGGUGUUUCAAAACCACACCUUUUUCAAAAUGUCUGCUAUUGCACACUUCCGGUUGUGUGCUUUUCUUCUGAAGAAAAUAAGCGUGUUUCCGGUAUGUCACGCAUCCCGUUCGGUCUAACUCGCCCGCGUUCGGGGGCGAAGCAGGAGCGGACGGAGCGGCGUUGUCUCCAACCACCACCACCCCCCCCACGCCCCCCACCACCACAAUGCGGCGGUGAAGUGGCGGAGGUGGCGAGCCAGGGAGCUCGGACGGAGGCUCCCCCCCACCCCGCCCACACCCGACCUCCGCCCCCUUCUCCGGAUCAUCCGCGAUGUCGAACCGUAAGCACCGGGACAACCAGGAGAUCUGCGCACGCAAGGUCCGGGAGCUGGCCCGGUCCGGAGUAAACAAACACUGCUUCGAGUGCAACCAGCCCGGGGUGACGUACACGGACGUGGCCGUGGGCACCUUCGUGUGCACGUCGUGCUCCGGAAUGCUGAGAGGCCUCAACCCUCCGCACAGAGUCAAGUCCAUCUCCAUGACGACCUUCUCCCAACAGGAAGUGGAAUUCCUCCAAAACCACGGCAACGAGGUCGGCAGGAGGACGUGGCUGUGCGCCUUUGACCCCAAGACGGACGGCUGCGCCGACAUGAAGGACUCGCAGAAGUUCAAAGAGUUCCUGCAGGACAAAUACGAGAAGAAGAAGUGGCAUUUUUCCAAAAGCAAGAACCGAAGAGAUGCGGAGGGACCUUGGAGCCCGGGCGUCCAGAGCGUCCUCGUUCACGGACCGCUGGCCGGCCAGCCCCUUCAUAACGUGCCCGCCGGCGCCCGGUCCGCCAGGACGCCGGUGAGCGCUUCUGCCCGUCGACUGUCACGCCGCGUAAUACCGACCCGCCGCGCUUUUCAUACAUUUCCGUCGCCGCAGUCCCAGACGACGCAGUGGGAUCGAGCCGCGGCCGCCGACGCGUUGGCCGCGCGGCCCUCGCGCUCCCAAAGCUUCCGGGAUGCCCCGCCCAAAGACCAGAACGCCUGCGGGAUUGAGAGACAGCGGCCGGGCUCGCUGUCUUCUGCUCGCCCUCCUUCCUUCCCCGCCCUCCCCCGACCUUCAGCGAGUAGCUCUUUCAAAAAACACUUCACGUUAGGUCGCGCCGCGUCAACCUCGGGCUCCGCGGGGCCCUUCAGAGCCUUCCCCAAAUCUCUCAGUUUGGACUUCGGGGCGCUGAAGACGCCGAAGCCUCCUCUUCCUCAGUCUCUGUCCCAGCAGCAGACCACUGCCAACGCCCAGGACAGGUACGCCGCGGUGUCCCACCUGGACAGCGUCUUCUCUGAAACAGCGCCACCUGCCGGGCCUCCGCAGUACAGCGCCCUGUUUGGCAGCCGGCUCUCUUCCGGCUCCACUCCCGCCCGCUCUCCAGGUGCCGAGACAUUGUCCACCUCGCAAACAUUUGCAAAUUUCCCCAACCCAUUCAGCUCCGCUUCCCAGCAGCCCGCUGCGCUCUCCCCGAGUAAUCCUUUCAGCAGCUCCCCAGGAGGCGCCGGCGCGUUCGUCACCUCCCCCGCUUCGGUGUUCCCGCCGCCCGGCUCGCUUACCCAAGAGGCCGCCGGCAACCAGGAAGCCAACGGCUUCGCCGCCUUCCCUGCGUGCGACUCCCAGCCCAAAGUCCCCCGGCCCAUGUCGGUCAACCCUUUUACAGGGAACGUUUACCCCAGUCGGGGCACGUCACGAAACCCUUUCAUUUGACGAAGCCUCCCCGCCAUUAAUGGUGACGACAACUAGGAGUUGUCGUCACCAUUUCAACGCCUCUGGAGUAUUUUCAACCUCUCAGGGAGGGUGAGACCCUCCGUUCCUCCUCCUCCCAAUGUCCUCUUAUUUAUGUCUGUGUUUACUUGCGUGUGCGUGUAAAAAAAAAAAAAAAAAAAAGAAAAAAGCCUGAAUGCAAUUAUGACCUCCUCUUGUGAGAUCUAUUUUAAAGCCUCAAGCGUUUUGUUUUUGUUUAGUUUGCAGAAAUAUACACUCAAAGUGCUGCUACUUUGCUUUCAUCCUCCCGCUUUAAAAGAAAAAGAAACAUAAUGAGAGCUAUACAUCAGUAGUUCUGCUUUUUCAAUCUGUUUGCCAAAAUGGAAAUUCGACCCCCCCAGUGUUAGUUUUCAAAGACGGAUCGCCGCCUUCUUCAAGCCUCCCGGUGCAUGCGCCGAUGUAUGGAAACGAGCGAGAAAUGUUUGUUGCUGUUUUUUCUCCUUCCUUGUUACUGCCGGGCUGCAUGAGCUUUGAGGGCUAAAAAAAAAAAAAAAAGCUACUGAAUGUAAAAAAAAAAAAAAAAGCAAUUCCAGAAUAAUUUAUAAUAAUGUAUCAGACGACAGUGCUUCUUAUACUGGACCAAAAUUGUUUUUGUUUUUUCUUCUUUCUUACACGGGGUUGUGAAGUUUGUUGAGUGGACGUUAAAGAUUUGUGUAACCACAUCUUUGUGAUGGCAAGUAUUCAUAAAAUCAGUUUGAUGCUUUACUGCUACGUGUAAGAAGAAUUCCCCCCCCCCCCCCAGAAAAUAAAAGCAGUUUUCCACCAACAUGA
Phycodurus eques (leafy seadragon) is the source of this 2668-nucleotide messenger RNA. RefSeq names its product ArfGAP with FG repeats 2 (gene agfg2). The record is from RefSeq and is a predicted model, not a curated record. Gene Ontology annotation, molecular function: GTPase activator activity. The coding region runs from base 431 to 1840 and encodes 469 amino acids. The transcript has 13 exons. Lineage: Eukaryota; Metazoa; Chordata; Actinopteri; Syngnathiformes; Syngnathidae.